AUGGUUGCUGAUGCUUUGAGCUGGAAGACUUUGCAUAUGGCAAGUCUUAUAGUUAAGGAAUACAGAUUGAUGGAGUCGUUUAUGGUGUCGCAGCAGGAUGCGCCAUUGAAGGCAUUGGUUGGUGCCUAUUCCACUAAGAUUAACAAUGAUUUUCGGAAGGAACUGAGAAUGGCACAAUUAGAAGAUGAAAGUCUUUUGAAGAUUAAAGAAGAGAUUGAAGCAGAUCAAACUAUUGAGAUUUGUGUGCCUGAAGAUGUAGAUUUGAGAAAAGUUAUCUUUAAUGAGGCUCAUUGUAGCAAAUACAUAAUCCAUUCGGGAGCUACAAAGAUGUACCAAGAUGUAAAACGGUAUUGGUAG
Molecule: messenger RNA, 357 nt
Organism: Prosopis cineraria
Lineage: Eukaryota; Viridiplantae; Streptophyta; Magnoliopsida; Fabales; Fabaceae
Exons: 2
Coding region: 1-357 (118 amino acids)
Source: RefSeq, a predicted model, not a curated record